AUGUGUUCAAUUGAAUCAAGACGACGUUCUUCACAUUCGACAACAAAUAAAUUAUCAAAUCGAAAAAUAUCAUUGAAAAUAAUUGAAAAACGUUUAAAUCAUUUACGAGAAGAAUUACAUAAUUUAACUAAAAAUGAAAUCAUUAAUCAUGAACAACAAAAUGAUCAAGAUGAUAAUUAUCAUGUGCAAUAUAAAAAGCGUUUAGAUCAAUUAUUGAGAUUAUAUGAUAAACAAGUUAAUAAUCUAAGUCUUUGGCGUUAUUAUCGAUCUGAUACAAUUGAAAAAAUGUAUACACAUGAAUUACGUCAAUCUAAUGAAGUAUUUCAAACGAAAAAAAUCGAUUUCAAAUUAAAAUUGUUAUCAACAUUUAAUGAUAAACGUCGUCAUUUAGAAUACGAACAUCAAAAUGUAAAUAUUCGUCAUCGUCGUAAUUCUGAUAAUGAUCAAUAUUUACUAAAUGGAAUAAAUAAUCAUAUAAAUGAUACAAAUUUAUAUGAUGGACAUAAUCAUCAUUCAAAUGAAUCUACUCAACAACAACAACGACCAACUUAUAAUUUAAGACGAGCAGCUGCUAAUGAUAUUAUUUCAGAAAAUUCUACAACAUCAACAACAGCAUCAUUAAAAGAUUUAUCUAUAUUUAGUGGAACAAAUUCUUUAUUACCACCAUUUGGUGGAAUUGAAUUACAAAGAUCUUUAUCAAAUUCAGAUAUUGAACAAGAUUUAAAAGAUAUUCGUCGUGGUUUGAAAAAUAUUGAACAAAUUAUUGAAAAAAAAUCAUCUGAAAAUCAAAAUGAUGAUUCAUCAACGAAAUCUCUUAUUGAUGUUCGUAUUGAAGAAGGUCGUUUAUGGUAUCAACGAGCAUGGUUUUCACGUAAUUCACCAAUACUUUUAGUUUUUGAUGAUCUUGAAAUAGUUCCUGCACUUAUUUUAACAGUUGGUCGAAAUGAUUUACUUGUACGUCGGUCAGGUACAAAUAUAAAACAUCGUGUUAGUCUAUCACUUUUACACGAUGGACAUUUAGCAAUUCGAAAACGUGGUUGUGUAUUUUAA
This is a messenger RNA of Rotaria sp. Silwood2, 1050 nucleotides long. NCBI's taxonomy places the organism in Eukaryota, Metazoa, Rotifera, Eurotatoria, Philodinida, Philodinidae. The record is from the annotation of a GenBank genome assembly.